This is a messenger RNA of Serendipita indica DSM 11827, 2922 nucleotides long. The record is from the annotation of a GenBank genome assembly. NCBI's taxonomy places the organism in Eukaryota, Fungi, Basidiomycota, Agaricomycetes, Sebacinales, Serendipitaceae.
AUGAGCUCGAGACGAUCUCGAAUACGUCUACGACGGCAGUCGUCGCCAGAUGCGGUCCCGUCGUCGCCAGCCUCCAAGCUGGGGCCGCUCUCCGUAUCAACUCUGGCUGGGCUCGUCGCAGCGGCAUUUGCACUCUUCGUAUUGGGGACAUGGCUAAUUGUGCUUCUCAUUCGACGCAAACGAAGGCGAAACAAGCGGGUGAACCCGAUCGGAGGACGACUGAAAGCGAGGAGGCUCGGCGACGAGGACACUGAGCACGAGCAGAAAAUUCAAAACAAUGUCCAAAACGGCGUCUCUGAUUUCUCUCGCAAGGAUGGCGCUUCUGGUGGUCCGUUUGCUCAUGUCGGCAGCGACGGCACCGAAUACAAAUUCGACCCGAACAUGCCACUGGGAAGGGAUCCUCUCGCACCAGCAUCACAGUUCGCAUCAAAGUCGCACGGUACCUCAAACGCGCCUCAAUCUAUCAUCCUACCUUCCCUUUCCCCUAACCCGCACCAAGCUGCAUCUCCUUAUACGGCCCAAUCCUCGUCAUGGAACUCGCCCUCUUCCGUCACGCCCUUAUAUUCGACCUCGCCUUCUAUCCCCACAACACCAUCCCCUCUUCGCCAUUCCUCCUCGGAUAGUCCCCAACAGUCUACCCCGAAUGUUGCUGGACCUUCCAACCCUCGACCACCGAUGCGAGCUAGAGCUCCCUCACAGCUGUCGAAAUCCUUCUCCGUCAUAGAUGCGCAAGAGGCUGCGGACAUGCCCGAGCUUCCACCUCAAGAACCGCUUGUACGAAGUCGGUCCAGUACAAGCAGACCGCGAAAACUGGAGAAGCGUCGACGUUCUGCUUCUCUACGUCGUAGCAAAGCUGGCGACACGCCCGUUCCAGCUCGCACGAGUCAAGGAGACAACAACCAAGAUGCACCAAAGAUUCAGUUGCAUCAUACACCUUCAUUCACGCAGCCCCUCAGUGACUCUGACCAGAGCACCAAGACCAUUGUGCCAAGUAAAACCAAACCCGCCAACUCACCUGCACCCUCCGAUACUCCCCCCAACUCUUAUACUCCCACACCUCACACCCUCACUCGACAACGCUCGGGUAUCCGACAGCCUGGAGAUGCCAAUCACUUGCGGCCGCCAAAGGAGCCGAGUGGCGCGACCGGAAAUAGCCCACUCUCGCGGGCCCAGUCGUCGAACGAGCAAAAUUAUGGCACUACCAUAUCGCCCAAUGUCAACGUGCAUGGGGCGCCAUAUGGCCAGGCGGCGGGUCGUCCUCAGCCGACGCCUCUUCAAUCGCAGAACCUUGGCGCUCUUCUGUGGUCAUCUCAGUCCAAUGCCAAUUUCGAGAACGACGUGUUGGCAUAUCACAAGGCAGCUGGAAACGUACCCAAGCCAUUCAAACCGUUUGCAUUCCAGUUUCCCAGGCGUUCACCCACCAUUUCGACGAGCACGGGUGGCCCAAGCCGAAGCUUUGCCAACCUUCCAGUGGCAGAAAGUGCGGGGAACUCGAAUGGAUUUGCGGCUCUCGUGGCUGCUGCUGGUCUCUCUUCGCCCGUAAACUCUCCAUCGCCAUCGCCAGUUCCCGCCGGGAGACCACCAGUUGGUGUCAACGCGUACGGUGAUACAUUGAACAGCAACACACCUUGGCGACCCUCGACAGAAGGCCUCACAGCGUUUCCUCCGAGAUCGUCGACCGAUGCGCUUACAAACUUUGGAAAUGGUCCGCUGGAAAGUCGGCACUCGAUGCAGUCUGGCUAUUCGAUGGAGGUACCGUGGGAGACUCACGAAGGAGGCGCGUCAUCGCCGUCUGCAUUCUCUUUCUCAACCGACCUCUAUGGAUACGGCAAUACUGGUCGGGGCUCCGCAUCCAAUUCCAUCGACCUCUAUAGACGAGUGGACCCGAGUACACUCAUUACUGGCGCAUCCACCGGAGCAGGGACCGGCGAAGCCGACCUGGAUGGUCGGCAUUCAUUGUCACUCCUUGGUGGUGAACCCCUGACUGCGGCGGAACUCGACAGUCGAGGGCUUCGAGUACGACGGUUCCGAGAAGGUCACGCUUCGGUGUCCUCUUUCACUGCCUUUAAUGCAACGGGAGCGGACGAGGGACGUAGCACACGGACACCAAGCUGGACACUGGAAGCGCUGAGGGAAAACCUCUUUGGCCCAGCGCAUCGUCGUGGUCAAGAGUCUGUUGCAAGUUCUUCCGUCGGUAGCCAACGAUCGAGUUUACUGCCAUGGAACAAUGCCGCACUGGGCGUCGCUAUCGGACCUCCAGCCCUCGCAAGCCCGCGCGAUGCCAACUUUCAAUUUGCGAUUGGGGGAACCCCGGGGACGAUGGCAAGUUCAUCUUCAUCACAUCCUUAUGCCCAAUGGACCGGUCAGCAGCUGCCAGGAGCUUCGUAUGGCGAGGCCGUCGGCAUGCCUCCCUCUGAGCCGCGGGUCAAGACGGUUGUUCGCGCAUUUGCACCGCUCUUACCGGACGAACUCGUCCUUCGUCCCGGUGAAGAACUCGUCGUACUCCAAGAAUUUGAUGAUGGGUGGUGCGUCGUUGCAAGAGAGGGCCUCGGAUCCAGUGGCGCUCCUACUCCCCCCGGUCUCGAUCCAGAUGAUCUAGUGUCGCCAAACGCUGAUAGAAAUAGUCUUACUGGCUCCAGUUCGUCUCGCGGCAAACGCGUCUUGGAAAUGGGCACCUGCCCAUGCUGGGUGUUUGAUGAGACAAGCUCACGAGAUGCCGAGUUUACACGUCCAAUGCGAAGCACAUCCCUUGGCGUCACCGUCUCCAUGCGAUUGCCAGCUGCUUCGAGUCCGCACCCGGGUUCCGUCUCCGGCCGGGAUAGCUUCUCGUUUCCACAUGUGCCCAGCGGCGAUGGACCCUCAAAAGUCCCUCGCAUGGGUACACCAAUACGAGAAGAGGUCAUUAGCUGGAGCAACUUUUAG